AUUUAAUAUGGCAACGAAAACUGAUGAUGCUGUGCAAUAUAAUGGUGAAGAUUUGAAAUCUUUUUAUUUCCCAAAUAAAUUUGAUCAUCGAUAAAGUGCUGUUCCAGGAAAUCCUUGUUAUAACUUUAGAUUCAGAAUUUUUAUUUUUUUUACUUACAUUGUUGUUACACAGCUUGGGGAAAUUUUUGGUACUCCAAGUGAUAACAUUAAUGGUAUAUGGGAUUGGGGACACUUAAUUACAACACCAGUUAAUAAAUUAUAUUAAGAACACAGAUGGUAUUAAACUUUGAAUUAUUUUAGGUUCUCUGCCAUGAUGCAAAUAUCGUCUGCACUUAUUUUAGAUUUCGCAUUCUUUUAUGUGUCACUCUAUUGGGUUUUAUACGAAAGAAAUUUUAGAUUGUUUGCAGUUCUUAUCUUAUUCUACGCAAUAAGGGCAGUUCACUUGAACAUAUUCAAAUUAGAGUAUUCACCCAACUACUAUUGGGAAGACCCAUUGGUGCCAAGCCUAGUUGUAAAAUAUGGAAAAUAUUCAGAUUUUUUUUAUUCAGUACAUUCAUUCAAAUAAUCUUAGGGACAUGUUGGCUUUUUAACUAUUUGUGCUCUUGAAAUGAGAAAAGUAGGAAAAAGUUAUAUGGCACUCUUUUUUUUCAUAUGUUCGAUAUUUUAAGCCUUCAUUGUAAUUUCAUUCGCGAUCCAUUAUACUAUUGAUGUAAUUUAUCAUCUAUAUCAAAAAGGUACCAGGAGGAUACAUUUUUUCGCAUUACUUUUUCAAUAUGGUUUGCUAUUGGGAAGCAAAAAUUGAUUUCAUCCUCAAAAGAAUAGCAAAUUGUUUCUCUAGAACAAAUAAAACAAUUAGAAUUGCUUACGAAAAUGACCCCGAAAAAUAAUAACCAACUGCAAUUUGAACAUUCACAAUGUUUAUAUAAAUAAUUUCCUCCA
Messenger RNA from Paramecium octaurelia, 939 nucleotides. Lineage: Eukaryota; Ciliophora; Oligohymenophorea; Peniculida; Parameciidae. The record is from the annotation of a GenBank genome assembly.